UAAUAAUAAUAAUGAUAACAUCAGCUUACAGCAACACUGGAAACUGUGACAACAUUAAUGUUGCAGCACCCUCGGGGGUCAAGCUUUUGCGGCGAAUUUUGCGGAACACCGGGAUUUCCGAGGAUCCGUGAAUGGAUUCUUUUCCCCGCAUCAACCAGGCUCAGCUAGCCGUCCGAGCGUCCGCCGCGCAGGUGUGUAUCGGCUCGUCCUUUUCUGCGAAAAGCCGAAAAUUUCAGGUGAGACAGUACGUGCCCGCUGACUGGAGUAUGUGUUUUGUCUCUUAAAGCCGUCUGGACCUGUUUGCAGACGCUGUGGCAAUGAAAGAAUAAUACUAAUAAAAUAAAAAAAGGCAGCGGAGCUAAACGGUCGUACCGUUAACAUGUUAGCCCCAGCACGGCGGUAGCACCGAGAUUUGAGACGUUUAGCCUCGGCUUGUUUUGACGGACAGCUUUUACAGCUCUGGGAGUCAAGUGUUUCAGCUUUGUACGAAGACAAAGAUAUAAACGCACCAACAGUAUAUUAUCAAGUAAGCUGACACCGACAGAGGGAAACCUGCAGCCUCCUUUCCCUCUUCCCCUUCUCCCUUUUCUACCUGCCUCCCUCUCUCUUGACUGUUUUCACAUCUUAUCUCCAACACUUCCUUAUCCCCUUCUAUCCACCCUCAUCUUUCUUAUCACUUUUUCAUCUCCCACGACAUCCAGUUGUCUCCAGCUCAUCUCCCUGGCCUCAUAGUGCUGACAUGGCCUCGGCCCAGUCAGAAUCCAGUGUCCUGCAAGAGGAGCUUACCUGCCCGGUGUGUCUGGAUUUGUACCGUGACCCCCACUUGCUUCCUUGUGGCCACAACUUCUGCAAGACCUGCCUCGAUCACCUAAAGCGGCAAGCAGAGCGAGGCCGCCUCCGCUGCCCAGAGUGCCGCGACAGCCACCGGUGUGGCACAAACUUUCAGAAAAAUUUCAAACUCGCCAAUAUUGCUGAUGACUACCGUCACAGACGCAGAGCUAUCACCUCAGCGGCUACAGCUUUAAAAUCCAGAGAACUGCUGUCGUCUUCACUGGCAGCACAGCCAGCCAGGAGUGUGUUUGCUGUUCCGUGUGACUACUGCCCCUCCGUCGCCACUGAGGCAUCAGGCGUCAGUGCUGCCGGGGGCAGGUCUUCUGCUGCUUCUGUUUCUCAGGAAGGAGAUGAUAAGCAGGAAGCUGCUGCUGCUGCUGUGUCAAUGUUUGCGGUCAAGACGUGCCUGAAGUGCGAGGUGUCUAUGUGCCAGGAGCAUGUAAAGCCACACCUGGAGCUACCGGCGUUCUGUGAACAUCCGCUGACAGAACCGAUAAAUGACUUCUGGAGGAGGAAGUGUCCAGAGCAUGAUGAGAUAUAUAGAUACUACUGCAUGGACGACAAGGUGUGUGUGUGCAACGCCUGCACCAUAGAGGGAGAGCACUCGGGACACACCAUGAAGACCCUGAAAAACACAAUGAAAGAUCUCAAGGGUGCGCUGGAUAAGCAGCUGUAUAGGGUUGAAAGGAAGUACAGCAUGGCAGAGAAAAAGCUCCAGGAGCAGAAGGAGAAGGAGAGACAGAAUAAGAAGUUUAUGGACGACUCUGAGCAGUGCUUGACCAGGCUGGGUGAGGAGAUGAAGGUGAAAGUACUCGGCUUUGUCAGCAGACUGCGAGAAUGCACACGCGCUCACUGUGACACCAAUGGGCCGACAAUUCAGAAGAACAUCUCCAGGAUCUGCCAGGACCAGGCCCGUCUCCAGGAGGUCCGCUGUGGCAUCGAAGGCCUCAUGCAGGAAAAUGACCCUUUCCGCUUCAUCGAGGCAUACAGGACAACAGGAAAACAGUGCCGUAGGCAGCUAAGAAAAAACAUGUUCUACCCAGAAUACGUCGACAUGGAGACAGAGGUUCUUGUCGCAAUGAUGGAAGAAGAAAUGAGGAAAUUCCUUGAUGAAGAACUACCAUGUCACAUUCUUGCUGCCAUUAAUUCCCUGUGUCAUCUCUCAGAUCUCGAGGAGGAGGAGGAGCAGGAGGAGAAUGAGGAAGAGGCUGCAGAGGAAGAUGACGACGACGACGACCUCGACGACAGCAGCGAAGAAGAAAUGAGGAGUGAGGGGGAGGAGGAGGAAGAUGAGGAGGAGGAAGAAGAGGAGGAGAGACAUAACCAGAGUGAGCUGGCCGAUGAUCUUUACAGCCCGGAGGAGGAGGAAGAGAGUGAAGAGGAAGAAGAUGAGGAAGAUGAGGAUAGAGAAGAGGAGGAUGAUGAAGAGAGAGGGGUUUAAUGGAGGACGUGAUUUGUUUGCAUAUAUUUUUACACAAAUCGCUGUUUGUCGCUAAUACAGAUUGUGUGAGCUACUGGACAACUAAGUUUCCACGGGGGGGAUGAAUAAAGAAUCCAUCUCUCUCUCUAUCUCUCGACCCUUCAGGCACUUUGACUUUGAUGCCUAACUGAGGGUGAUUGCGACAGAUGUUACGGUUUUGACAUCUGUUUUGUGCUGCACACAUUUACACUUUGAAUGUCCCACAUACAGAGCAGGACUCCACACUUUGCCUCGACCCUCCCACAAUAUUCUGAGACAUACUGGAUGAUGACAGAGCUUUGACUGAGCUGGACUUAAAACUAACUGUGCACUGAGAAUCUGCCAGUGUGAAUCUCAUGCUAAACCUGUGUAGCAUACUGCUAAACUUAAUUAAGGUGCUUUAAGUUAGAAGACAUUUGCUGUAUACGUACAUACAUGAAUGUGAAUGUAUAACGACAGAAUGUGGCUGGAAGGACUCAAACAUUUCAGACUGAAUUUGGCAAAACCUCUGUGAUGCCAGAUUUUCUACCACUUUGGUAACAGUUUCGCAGAAUGUGAGAUAUUUGACUUUACAGCACUGACAGAUUUGAUUUAAUUUAUUUUGUGAACUUUGAUGUGAAUCUUCAGUAGAAUAACAGUUAUGAGGCAGAGAGAGGUCUUUCCCAGUUUUCCAUCACCAUAGAAAGCCUUUUCGAUUAGAGUACUUGUAAACAGGCCAAAGUUUGGACCUAAAAGAGGUACAGUUCAGCGAAUACACCAGGCCAGUAACAAUCUACUUGAAUUACUCCUGUGUGUGCGGAUUGUUAUGAUUGUUUCAUUCAAGCUAGAGAUGAACAUUGCAAGCCAAAGAAUGAGGAUGUGCGUGUGCAUGGGCUCUUUGAAAAGUUUGUUUGCUUGGCAUGAUGUUAUAAAAAAAAAUGCAGUGUAAUAAGAGUUUACAUAGGCUACAGCUUUUCAUAAUUCAUAGUGCUUUAAAAGCAGUUAAUGCAUUGUUUUAAAAAAAUGUCAAAUAUUCCUAUGCACUCUUCAUUCAUUAUUCUUAAAGUAUUAGUUUCAGGUGAUGUGUAAUUUUGCACUUUACUACAAAAAAAAAAAUGCUAUACAAGGCUUGAAAUACUUGAGUGUGGGAAGCUGAUUUUUAUUCUGAGUGAUUUUGUGAAGGGCCACACUAAAACAAUUAAUACAUGGAAAUAA
Toxotes jaculatrix (banded archerfish) is the source of this 3484-nucleotide messenger RNA. RefSeq lists its product as uncharacterized. The coding region runs from base 740 to 2272 and encodes 510 amino acids. NCBI's taxonomy places the organism in Eukaryota, Metazoa, Chordata, Actinopteri, Toxotidae. Gene Ontology annotation, molecular function: zinc ion binding. The record is from RefSeq and is a predicted model, not a curated record. The transcript has 8 exons.